Molecule: messenger RNA, 258 nt
Organism: Racocetra persica
Lineage: Eukaryota; Fungi; Glomeromycota; Glomeromycetes; Diversisporales; Gigasporaceae
Source: the annotation of a GenBank genome assembly
UUAUAGUAGAAAGAUUAAAAAAUCUUUAUAGUAAUCCCUUACCUUCUGAAAUUAAUAUCCCAUCAGAUGAAUGGAUUCAUCUUCAGUUUUGUUCUACAAAUGCUACUACAAUACGAGUGAUGCAUUAUACUAGUCAGUUUAAUUACUGUCAGUGGGUUUGUUUAAUUUCUGCUGAUGAUAAACACAAAAUUCCUAUCAGAGAAGAUAUUGCAGUUUCUACAGAUAUACAAAAUCGACACUCUAUAGUUGCUCAAGAAA